CUUUAGCAUAAUAGCAGAAAGAAAAAAAUAAGUGGGAGGGGGCAAAAUGUCAGGAACGUUCCGGCUUGGAGCUCUGCUGGCAGGAGUGUGUGUUCCUUUUCUAACUCCUCUAAGCUAAAGUAGUAUAAAUACCGGAGGCCGGGGCAUUCAGAGAGGAAGCGUGUGUGCUUGAACAUGUGUGUAGUGAGAGAGAAAGAUCUAUCCCACUCAAGGGCCAUAAAGCCAGGAUUGUAAUAAGUGCUCUUGAGUUGAUCUUGGCUCUUUUCUACACAGACUCAUAGACAGAAGAAAGAGAUGCUAUUUGUUCUGGAUGUAUUUGAACGAUAAGCGUUGGAGUAAGAAUGGAUUUAUUUUACUGAAUUGUGUUAUGAGGUCCUCACCACGACGAAACGGGAGAAGGAGCCUAGACAAGGAGCAGAAGAGAACAGGAUCAAAGUAGCAACAGAUAUAAAAGCAUCACUGAUAUGUGUCCUAUCUAAAGAGGUCUUUCCAUCUCCUCCAACCUGAGAUGGGACGCUUGCUGAGUCUGAAGCUCGCUUACCUGGCACACCUGGUGGCCUACGUGCUGGGCUCGGAGCGGCAACAGCACCAUGUUCAGCAUGGCCUUUGCAGGUACACUUUCAUCCUCCCUGAGGUGGAACAUUGCCAGCUCCAGAAGAACUUUGAGGUCUCUAACACACUCCAGGGGGACUCCGCAGCUCAGGUCAAAUCUGCCGUGAGUCAAAUUACUCUCGGCAGGACCCGGAAGGACAGGUCCUCUUGGCAGGAAAUUAAACUGGAGAGUCUGGAGAGUGCCACAGAGAAUAACACUUUGUGGUUGCAGAAGCUGGAAAACGACAUCAAGGAGAAUCUUCGCGCCGGCAUGGAGGAAAUCAAGAGAAGCACCAUGCACAGCCAGACAGCCGCCAUGCUAGAGAUAGGAACCAACCUCCUAAGUCAGUCAGCAGAGCAGACUCGCAAACUGACUGAUAUUGAAACUCAGGUGUUAAACCAAACGAGUCGCCUGGAGAUCCAGCUGUUGGAGUACUCACUUUUUAAUAACCGCCUGGAGAAACGCAUACUCCUUCAGACUCAGGAGAUCUCACAUCUUGCUGAAAAAAACAGUUUUCUCGAACAGAGGCUGUUAGCGCUGGAGGCUCAUUAUAGGACGGAGCUGCAGAGCUUGCAAAGAGAAAAGCAGCAGUUGCGGGAACUGAUGCAAAGACAGAGUGGACUAGUCAGCCAGCUCCAGGGCGAACUCGGCAGUGCAACUUUCAACAACACAUUGCUACAAAGACAGCAAACUCGCCUUGCCGAUACAGUUGAGCAGCUACAAGCUUUGGUCAAUCACUGCAAUGAAAUCUCCCAUGUGCCCAAACAGGAGUCACCUAGUUUUAGGGACUGUGCAGACAUUCUGCAUUCUGGACAAACAGCAAGUGGGACAUACAGCAUACGCCUCGAUAACUCCACCCACUCUGUCAAGGUUUUCUGUGAUAUGGUGACCAAAGGUGGAGGGUGGACAGUCUUCCAGCAUCGCCGAAAUGGUUCUGUUGAUUUUCAUCGUGGAUGGAAGGACUACAAAUUGGGAUUCGGAGAGCCUUCUGGGGAACACUGGCUCGGAAAUGACAUCAUCCAUAAACUGACGAGAUCUGGGGAAUAUAGCCUGCAUGUCCAGUUGAAGGACAGAGAUGGGCAAGAGGCCUACUCACACUAUAAACACUUCUACAUAGAUGGGGAGGACCACAAUUAUAGCCUCCAUGUUGAGGGCUUUAGCGGCACAGCAGGACGAACCAACAGCAUGGCCCACAGCGGAACUCAAUUCAGCACCAAGGACAGAGACAACGACCGCUGCACCUGCAAGUGCGCACAGCUUGCUUCUGGAGGGUGGUGGUUUGAGGCUUGCGGACCAUCCAACCUGAACGGCGUAUAUUACCCCAACUCAUCCAGCGUGAUUCGGUACAAUGGCAUUAAGUGGUACUAUUGGAAAGGACCAAAUCUAAUGGCUACCAUGGCAACUAUGAUGGUGCGCCCAGCAAACUUCUAAUGACUGUUUAUUUUAGGUCAGACUUCACUCAUCCAUCGUGGACACCACAGUAUUUAAGAUGAAGAGUUUGAAUUAGAAAAUCAAUGAUUAUAUGGGUUCAACAUGAGCUGUGGCAUUUAUUUACCAUUAAUUGACUAAACCCCGCCCACAAGAACACCAAUGCCGUUGAUAAUUGCCAACAAAUAAUACAAGAUGUGACAAAGCACUAUAUUUGAUAUAAAUAAGACAUAGUUUGACAUUUUACAAUAUGACAACAUGUGCUUAUUUAAUAUCGUUAUUCUGUCACUAAAACAAGGACGGCCAUAAUAUAUGAUUUUGCCCUUCCAAAGGGUUUUACAUAGUGAAACAUUCUAGUUCCUUCUUGUCCUGGCUCUCAUAAAAUAUUCAUUUCUGAGUGAUUUCGCUUAUA
This is a messenger RNA of Corythoichthys intestinalis (scribbled pipefish), 2432 nucleotides long. It is a transcript of the gene angpt2b, whose product is annotated as angiopoietin 2b. Lineage: Eukaryota; Metazoa; Chordata; Actinopteri; Syngnathiformes; Syngnathidae. The coding region runs from base 509 to 2023 and encodes 504 amino acids. The transcript has 9 exons. Gene Ontology annotation, biological process: Tie signaling pathway. The record is from RefSeq and is a predicted model, not a curated record. Gene Ontology annotation, molecular function: receptor tyrosine kinase binding.